This is a messenger RNA of Molossus molossus (Pallas's mastiff bat), 2287 nucleotides long. RefSeq names its product double zinc ribbon and ankyrin repeat domains 1 (gene DZANK1). The coding region runs from base 2 to 2287 and encodes 761 amino acids. Gene Ontology annotation, biological process: eye photoreceptor cell development. The transcript has 20 exons. Gene Ontology annotation, molecular function: protein binding. Lineage: Eukaryota; Metazoa; Chordata; Mammalia; Chiroptera; Molossidae. The record is from RefSeq and is a predicted model, not a curated record.
AAUGACUGCUGGUUCAGUGUGUGUUCCUCAGAUCAUACCACUGCGAGUGCCUCAGCCUGGAAAAGCCAACCAUGAAAUUAGUAACAAUACACUUUUGGAAAUGAAAUCAGAUACUCCAGAUGUCAACAUAUAUUAUACCCUGGAUGGCAGCAAGCCUGAAUUUCUAAAGAGAAUUGGUUAUGGUGAAAAUAAUACGUUUAAGUAUACAAAGCCUAUUAGUCUGCCUGAUGGAAAAAUACAAGUUAAAGCUAUUGCAGUCUCUAAAGACUGCAGACAGAGUGGCAUAGUAACAAAGGUGUUUCAGGUUGAUUAUGAACCACCAAAUACAGUCUCUUCAGAAGACAGUGUUGAAAAUGUUCUCAAAGAUUCUUCAAAGCAGGAAUGGAAAAACGGAUUUGUUGGAUCAAAACUAAGGAAGAAAUCUAAGAAUGCUGAAAAUAAACUGGGUUGGAAUGUUAAACUUAGAAAGUUUCUAGAGCUCGAAGUAGGUGGAAGAACUGAACCUAAAACAUUGAAAGAUCUUCGCUUCUCAGAUAGUCCCCUGGAAAUCCCAGCUUACUGUGAAGAAUCACGUACUAGACCACCCACCCACCAGUCCCAGUUCCCUAGCUUUGCGCACAUAACUGGCCAUAAGAGUUUGACAGCCACAGAGAUCAUGAGAAUUCAAAGGGAGACAGACUUUCUCAAGUGUGCCCAGUGCCUUGCUCCACGCCCAUCUGAUCCCUUUGUUCGCUUCUGUCAAGAAUGUGGCUUUCCUGUCCCACCCAUAUUUGGUUGUCUCCCACCCCCAGAAGGAGGUCAGAUAGGCUUGUGUACAGAAUGUGAAAGCAUGGUGCCCAUGAACACUCCUGUCUGUGUGGUGUGUGAGGCUCCUCUUGCUCUACAGCUGCAACCACAGGCCAGCCUCCGCUUGAAGGAGAAAGUAAUCUGUCGCACCUGUGGCACAGGGAAUCCUGCUCACCUGAAAUACUGUGUCACCUGUGAGAGGACCCUGCCUUCAUCACAAGAGUCCAUGUACAGUGGAGAUAAAGCCCCUCCUGCGCCCACUCUGAAAGGGGAGAUCAUUUCCUGUCCCAAAUGUGGUCGCCGGAAUCGCCGGGGUGCUUGCUUCUGUGAUUGGUGUGGAGCCACGCCUGGCAUUUCUACCUGCUACUCUGUUUGCCCUAAAUGUGGGGCCAGCAAUCCCCCAUCUGCCCGAUUCUGUGGCUCCUGUGGUAUUUACCUGAAGUCUUUGGCAAAACUUAGUGUGGACAACAGCCUGGCUGUAGCUGCUGGAGAACCUGGCUCUGUUGCUGAGCCCCGAUCUGCCUGGAAGUCCCUAAAUGUCCCUUUACCCAAACCUGAUUUUGAGACUAAAAAGGAUGUAGGUACACAGACUGCUGGCCUGUUCUACCCAUCUGGCAACCUACUAGCAAAAAGGGAACUAGAAAUGGCUUCUCAUAAGCAGAGGCAGGAGAAAAUGAGUGACCACAAACCUGUCCUCACAGCCAUCAGUCCAGGAAGAGGAUACUGGAGAAAACAGUUGGAUCACAUCUCUGCUCACCUCAGAUCUUAUGCUCAGAACAACCCCGAAUUCCGGGCUUUGAUUGCCGAACCCAGGAUGGGAAAGCUUAUUUCUGCUACUGUCCAUGAAGAUGGCUAUGAAGUUAGCAUCAGGAUGAAUUAUAUUCAAGUCUCAAAUAAGAACCUUGACCUCAGUAAGACGGUGAAUUUCAGCGACCACUUUCUGAGCAGUGUCACCGAGGGUGGUAAUGGCCUAUUCGGCAGCAGGUCCAGCUUGGUGAGUGACUGCAGCCAGAGCAUCUCAGAUACCACUGAAAAAAUCAAGAGGAUGAAGACUUUCAAGACCAAAACAUUUCAAGAAAAGAAGGAGCAGCUUACACCUGAAAACAUACUCCUGCUGAAGGAAGUCGGACUGAGAGGAGGAGGAAGAGUCUCUGUGAUUGAACAGUUACUUGAUGAAGGAGCAGACCCCAACUGCAGUGAUAAUGAAGGCCGACCCGUUAUUACCGUGGCUGUGAUCAAUAAGCACCAUGAAGCGAUCCCAGUUCUCGUGCAGAGAGGAGCAGACAUAGACCAGCAGUGGGGACUGUUCCAAAAUACAGCUCUUCAUGAAGCAACUCUGCUUGGCCUGGCAGGAAGAGAGUGUAUCACUACUUUAUUGGGAUGUAACGCAAGCAUCCGAAAGAAGAAUACUAGAGGCCAGACAGCCCAUGACCUGGCUCUGACAAUUGGGGAUGAUCUCAUCACCUCGCUCUUCACUGCUAAGCUCGGCCUUGCUGACUGA